GAAGUGGCGGGCGGCGAGGGCCGAGUUGCUGAGGCGGGGAGGAGGGGCCCGAGGCGUGAGGGAAGGCGCAAUGAGGGCCGUCUUGACGUGGAGAGAUAAAGCCGAACAGUGUAUAUAUGACCUCGCAUUUAAGCCUGAUGGAAACCAACUGAUUUUGGCUGCAGGAAACAGAUUACUGGUUUAUGACACCUCUGAUGGCACUUUACUUCAGUCCCUAAAGGGACACAAAGAUACAGUGUACUGUGUGGCAUAUGCGAAGGAUGGCAAGCGCUUUGCUUCUGGAUCAGCUGACAAAAGCGUUAUUAUCUGGACUUCAAAAUUGGAAGGCAUUUUGAAGUACACGCACAACGAUUCUAUCCAGUCUGUCUCCUACAAUCCUGCUACCCACCAACUUGCAUCUUGUUCCUCCAAUGAUUUUGGCUUGUGGUCUCCUGAACAGAAGUCUGUCUCCAAGCACAAAUCCAGCAGCAAGAUCACCUGCUGUAGCUGGACAAAUGAUGGUCAGUACCUGGCUCUGGGGAUGUUCAAUGGAAUCAUCAGCCUACGGAACAAAAAUGGCGAGGAAAAAGUGAAGAUCGAGCGGCCUGGGGGCUCCCUCUCCCCGAUAUGGUCCAUCUGCUGGAACCCUUCAAGCCGAUGGGAGAGUUUCUGGAUGAACAGAGAGAACGAGGAUGCCGAGGAAGUCAUUGUCAACAGAUAUUUUCAGGAAAUUCCUUCCACUCUGAAGUCAGCAGUGUACAGUAGUCAGGGUAGUGAGGCAGAGGAGGAAGAGCCAGAGGAAGAGGACGACAGUCUCAGGGACGACAACUUAGAGGAACGUAACGACAUCCUGGCUGUAGCUGAUUGGGGGCAGAAACUUUCCUUCUACCAACUAAGUGGAAAACAGAUUGGGAAGGAUCGGCCACUGAAUUUUGACCCUUGCUGCAUCAGCUACUUUACUAAAGGGGAGUACAUUUUACUGGGGGGGUCAGACAAGCAAGUAUCCCUUUUCACCAAGGAUGGAGUGCGGCUCGGGACUGUUGGGGAGCAGAACUCCUGGGUGUGGACUUGUAAAGUGAAGCCCGAUUCCAACUAUGUGGUGGUAGGCUGCCAGGAUGGCACCAUUUCCUUCUACCAGCUUAUUUUCAGCACUGUCCAUGGGCUCUAUAAGGACCGGUAUGCAUACAGGGAUAGCAUGACUGAUGUCAUCGUGCAGCACCUGAUCACUGAGCAGAAAGUUCGGAUUAAAUGCAGAGAGCUUGUCAAGAAAAUUGCCAUCUACAAAAAUCGAUUAGCUAUCCAACUGCCAGAAAAAAUCAUCAUCUAUGAGUUGUAUUCAGAUGAUUCAUCAGACAUGCGUUACCGGAUAAAAGAGAAGAUUGUCAAAAAGUUUGAAUGCAACCUCCUGGUGGUGUGCUCUGAUCACAUCAUCCUCUGCCAGGAGAAACGGCUGCAGUGCCUGUCCUUCAGUGGAGUGAAAGAGCGGGAGUGGCAGAUGGAAUCUCUCAUUCGCUACAUCAAGGUGAUUGGUGGCCCGCCAGGAAGGGAAGGUCUGUUGGUAGGCCUGAAGAAUGGACAGAUCCUGAAGAUCUUCGUGGACAAUCUCUUUGCCAUUGUCCUACUGAAACAGGCCACAGCCGUGCGCUGCUUAGACAUGAGCGCCUCCCGAAAAAAGCUGGCCGUGGUGGAUGAAAACGAUACAUGCUUGGUCUAUGACAUUCACACCAAGGAGUUGCUUUUUCAGGAACCGAAUGCCAACAGUGUGGCCUGGAACACCCAGUGUGAGGACAUGCUCUGCUUCUCGGGAGGAGGCUACCUCAACAUCAAAGCUAGCACCUUCCCUGUGCACCAGCAGAAGCUGCAGGGCUUUGUGGUAGGCUACAACGGCUCCAAGAUCUUCUGCCUGCAUGCCUUCUCCAUAUCAGCUGUGGAGGUGCCACAGUCUGCUCCCAUGUACCAGUACCUGGAGAGGAAAAUGUUCAAAGAAGCCUACCAGAUUGCUUGCUUGGGUGUGACAGACACUGAUUGGCAUGAGCUGGCCAUGGAAGCUUUAGAAGGAUUAGAGUUUGAAACAGCAAAGAAGGCCUUCAUCAGAGUACGAGACCUCCGAUAUUUAGAGCUCAUCAACAGCAUUGAGGAGAGGAAGAAGCAGGGAGAGACCAACAAUGACCUGUUUCUGGCAGAUGUGUUUGCCUACCAGGGGAAGUUCCAUGAGGCCGCCAAACUGUACAAGAGGAGUGGGCACGAGAACCUCGCACUCGACAUGUACACUGACCUCCGCAUGUUUGAGUAUGCCAAGGAUUUCCUUGGAUCUGGAGACCCCAAAGAAACAAAGAUGCUAAUCACCAAACAGGCUGACUGGGCUAGAAAUAUCAAUGAGCCCAAAGCCGCUGUGGAGAUGUACAUCUCAGCCGGAGAGCAUGUCAAGGCCAUAGAGAUCAGCGGUGACCAUGGCUGGAUUGACAUGUUAAUUGACAUUGCCCGCAAGCUGGACAAGGCCGAGCGGGAGCCCCUGCUGAUGUGCGCUCAUUACUUCAAGAAGCUGGAUAACCCUGGCUAUGCUGCCGAGACCUACCUGAAGAUUGGUGACCUGAAGUCCUUGGUUCAGCUUCAUGUGGAGACCCAGCACUGGGAUGAGGCUUUUGCUCUGGGCGAGAAGCAUCCUGAGUUUAAAGAAGACAUCUACAUGCCCUACGCUCAGUGGUUGGCAGAGAACGAUCGUUUUGAGGAAGCCCAAAAAGCGUUCCACAAGGCCGGGCGGCAGGGGGAAGCGGUCAGAGUGUUAGAGCAGCUCUCAAACAACGCUGUGGUAGAAAACAGAUUUAAUGAUGCUGCCUAUUAUUACUGGAUGCUGUCCAUGCAGUGCCUCAAUGUAGCUCAAGACUGGUUUGACACGCCUCCUCCUUGUUCCCCUACUCCCCUCCCACUGCACACCGAAGAUCCUGCCCAGAAGGACACAAUGCUCAACAAGUUUCACCACUUCCAGCACUUGGCUGAGCUGUACCACUGCUACCAUGCCAUUCACCGGUACACGGAGGAGCCGUUCAGUUCCCAUCGUCCCGAAACCCUCUUCAACAUCUCCAGGUUCCUGCUGCACAGCCUGACGAAGGACACCCCCUUGGGCAUCUCUAAAGUGAGAACACUCUUCACUCUGGCCAAGCAAAGCAGGGCCCUGGGUGCCUACAAACUGGCCCGGCAUGCCUAUGACCAGCUGCGGGGCCUAUAUGUCCCUGCCAGGUUCCAGAAGUCCAUCGAGUUGGACAGCCUGACCAUCCGCUCCCAGCCCUUCCAUGACAACGAGGAGCUGGUGCCCUUGUGCUACCGCUGUUCUACCAACAACCCGUUGCUAAACAACCUGGGCAAUGUUUGCAUCAAUUGCCGCCAGCCCUUCGUCUUCUCCGCGUCUUCCUAUGAGGUGCUGCACCUGGUCGAGUUCUACCUAGAGGAGGGGAUCACUGAUGAAGAAGCCGUCUCCCUCAUUGACCUGGAGGCACCAAGACACAAGCGUGAGAACAAAUGGCAAGAGAUAACAGGCAACAAUUCCCAGACUCUGAGACUGGACGAGACCAUGAAUUCCAUGGGAGAUGAUGACCCAUUCACGGCAAAGCUGAGUUUUGAGCAAGGUGGCUCGGAGUUCGUGCCCGUGGUAGUGAAUCGAUCGGUGCUGCGCUCCAUGAGCCGUCGAGAAGUCCUUAUCAAGCGCUGGCCCCCGCCCCUGCAGUGGCAGUACUUCCGCUCAUUCCUACCUGACGCCUCCAUCACCAUGUGUCCCUCCUGCUUCCAGAUGUUCCACUCGGAGGACUAUGAGCUGCUGGUACUUCAGCACACCCACUGCCCCUAUUGCCGGAGACAUAUUGACGACCCCAGCCGGUGACCUGCACCCUGGGGACCACCCAUCCCCUUUGGGCCACCUUGUAGUUGGCAGUAGAAGAAAGAGGUAAACUGUUAGAAUGUGUGUUCUGCCCAGCUGAAGUUUAUAUUUUAGGGAGAGGCCUUGUGUAACCACGGAAUUCCUAUUUAUGGCAUUUCAUACCUUUUAAAUAGCACCAGAAGAUGGAUAAGAGAAUGUACAUAUAUUUUUCUAAAAAAAAAGUCUGUUACUUUAAGCACGGUUCUGAGUUGUUCAUGGCAGCCUGCUGGAGUCCAGAGAUCUGUCAGACCAUUAACAUGUACACUUUGCAAACAGAUUGCCUCAAUAAUUACAAAUAAAGGGGCUACUUAUUUUCAUCA
Myotis brandtii (Brandt's bat) is the source of this 4209-nucleotide messenger RNA. RefSeq names its product intraflagellar transport 122 (gene IFT122). The record is from RefSeq and is a predicted model, not a curated record. NCBI's taxonomy places the organism in Eukaryota, Metazoa, Chordata, Mammalia, Chiroptera, Vespertilionidae. Gene Ontology annotation, molecular function: protein binding. Gene Ontology annotation, biological process: intraciliary retrograde transport; protein localization to cilium; non-motile cilium assembly. The transcript has 30 exons. Gene Ontology annotation, cellular component: non-motile cilium; intraciliary transport particle A. The coding region runs from base 71 to 3853 and encodes 1260 amino acids.